Molecule: messenger RNA, 861 nt
Organism: Ostreobium quekettii
Lineage: Eukaryota; Viridiplantae; Chlorophyta; Ulvophyceae; Bryopsidales; Ostreobiaceae
Source: the annotation of a GenBank genome assembly
AUGAACGCCCCCCGACUGACUAUCAUAUCGUUCCAUCACCUUUUCGCAGAGAUCGCUCAGAAGCUGACAAUCUUAGGACUGCCGGCGACAGCUGCCCAAGUGCAGGGGAGUGGGGAUCUCAGCGAACGCAUCGCUUUUCUAGAGGGACUUGUCGAUGUGGCCCUGUGGGCACCCGAGCCCACAGCGGUCUGUGCCAGCCCAAGCGAUGCUACUGCCAGUGGCGACCAUGAUUCCCAGUGCUCCAGAUCUGACAUGGACGAUGGGGAGGAUGAUUUUGCUUCAAAUCAUGAACUGAUGGGCACCAUUUGCCAGUCCUACAGUGAAUUGUUCAGGCAUGAGGUCGACCUCCUACCUGCAGAAAUGAUCCAGGGCGUUGAGGGGAAUCCACGGCUUGAUGAGAUCAGGCUACUAAUCAGGCAAAUUUCUAGCAAGGUGGAAGAAUGGCAAAAGGAGAGGCAAGCAUAUGACGAUCUGCCCAAGGUAGCACCCCAAACUGUUGAAGAACUUCAGGAGGCUCUCUCUCUGGCAUGUGAAACCCUCAGUGCCUUUGCACAGGAUGCGCAAGCCUUCAAUCAACAUUUCGCACAGGAAUACAGCCAGCAUGUUGGGGUGGAACCACCACAGCUGCAUGGCAUCGGCCCGUUGGCAGCUAAGAUAAUCAACACCUAUGACGACUUGGUCAAGGUAAUUGAGCGGCUAGGCGAGUUUCGAGGCAUUCAUGAGUCGCUGUUCGGUGGCAAGUCCCCAUUGAAGGUAGGCAUCUUGGGCAGCCACCUCCCUUACAAUUCUUGCAUGCGAAACUCUGCCGACCCAGCACUUAAACAGCACACACAUUCAUUAAUUGAUCAGUCAAAUGAAUAA